Messenger RNA from Ziziphus jujuba (common jujube), 792 nucleotides. RefSeq lists its product as uncharacterized. The record is from RefSeq and is a predicted model, not a curated record. The transcript is spliced from 3 exons. NCBI's taxonomy places the organism in Eukaryota, Viridiplantae, Streptophyta, Magnoliopsida, Rosales, Rhamnaceae. The coding region runs from base 124 to 498 and encodes 124 amino acids.
AGUAAAAAUACGGGGUAUCUUAGAUAUAUUCAAUUUAUAAGCGGACUAAAACAGAUUGGCAAUCCCCGUACUGAAAAUAAAUACAUAGCUUGCAGAAGAGCAAAAAUAUAUUCCAACUCCACAAUGGCUACUCAGAGCGUUUGCCCCCAGUCUUCCAGCUCUGUGACAGUAGCAGAGAAAUAUGGAAGCAGCAAGGCAUUUUGCAAGUGUGGAGAAGGGUGGACCUGUGUCAUCACUAGAACAGAGGGCCCCGAUGCAGGCAAGACCUUCUUCAAAUGUGGUGGAAAUUGCUGUUGUAUUAUAGAAGCAGAUGGGACAGUUACAAAGGCUGAAGACCUAGACAACCUACCAGAGGAGCUAAAAAAUACUGGUCCAGCAGAUGCAUACUGCAAAUGUGGUGAAGGUUGGAGUUGUGUCGUCUCCAGGAUUGAAGAUCCUACCCCUGCGGCUAAACCAUUCUAUGAAUGCGCCGGAAGUUGCAGUUGUGUUACUGAAUAAUCCUAAGGGACGAGAAGAAAAUAAAACUGGUUUGGAUUCGUAUGCCCAAGUACCUGUUCUAUGAGAAUAUGCGGCUUGUUUGUGUUUAAACCAAGAUUGGGGCUUUUGUGUCAUAAAUAAGUUUGCCAUAGCAGCUAAGUUAAUUUGCAUACUGAACCUACAUGCUCUCUAAGAAUCUUAGUUUGUUUGUGUCUUAAACCAAAGAUUAGGGUAUUGUGUCAUGAAAGAGUUUGCCAUGGCGUCUCAGUCAAUUUGAUCCAGAAUAAAAGAACUAUGCUCAGUAUAGAUUUCUUC